AUGGCUGAUGAUAUUGAUAUUGAAGCAAUGCUUGAAGCUCCUUACAAGAAGGAUGAGAACAAAUUGAGCAGUGCCAAUGGCCACGAAGAGCGCAGCAAGAAGAGAAAAAAGAGCAAGAGCCGAAGUCGAAGCCAUGACAGGAAGAGGAGCAGGAGUAAGGAACGCAAACGGAGCCGAGAUCGGGAAAGGAAAAAGAGCAGAAGCCGGGAAAGGAAACGGAGCAGAAGCAAAGAACGCAGGCGCAGCCGUUCGAGGAGCAGAGAUCGCAGAUUCAGAGGCCGCUACAGAAGUCCCUAUUCUGGUCCGAAGUUCAACAGUGCCAUCAGAGGAAAGAUUGGUCUGCCUCACAGUAUCAAAUUAAGCAGACGACGCUCCAGAAGCAAAAGUCCCUUCAGAAAAGACAAGAGUCCUGUUAGAGAACCUAUUGAUAAUCUUACCCCUGAAGAGAGAGAUGCUCGAACAGUAUUCUGCAUGCAGCUGGCUGCAAGAAUUCGACCAAGAGACCUGGAAGAAUUUUUCUCUACAGUAGGGAAGGUUCGUGAUGUGCGAAUGAUUUCAGAUAGAAAUUCCAGGCGUUCAAAGGGAAUUGCUUAUGUAGAAUUUGUUGAUGUUAGUUCAGUGCCUCUGGCGAUAGGGCUGACUGGACAGAGAGUCUUGGGUGUACCCAUCAUAGUACAAGCAUCACAGGCAGAGAAAAACAGAGCAGCAGCAAUGGCAAAUAAUCUGCAGAAGGGCAGUGCUGGUCCGAUGAGGCUCUAUGUGGGAUCAUUACACUUCAACAUAACUGAAGAUAUGCUUCGAGGCAUUUUUGAGCCGUUUGGCAGGAUUGAAAGUAUCCAGCUAAUGAUGGAUAGUGAAACUGGACGCUCUAAAGGAUAUGGAUUUAUUACGUUCUCAGACUCAGAGUGUGCUAAAAAGGCCCUGGAACAGCUCAAUGGGUUUGAGCUGGCUGGCAGGCCGAUGAAGGUUGGACAUGUGACUGAGCGCACCGAUGCUUCCAGUGCUAGCUCAUUUUUGGACAGUGAUGAGUUGGAACGGACUGGAAUUGACUUGGGAACAACUGGUCGCCUUCAGUUGAUGGCAAGACUUGCGGAAGGUACUGGAUUGCAGAUUCCCCCGGCUGCACAGCAGGCUCUGCAGAUGAGCGGAUCUUUGGCAUUUGGAGCUGUGGCAGAUUUGCAAACGAGACUGUCUCAGCAGAAUGAAGUUCUGGCUGCAGCUGCUUCUGUACAGCCUCUUGCAACACAGUGCUUCCAGCUUUCCAACAUGUUUAAUCCUCAGACUGAAGAAGAAGCUGGCUGGGAUACAGAAAUUAAAGAUGAUGUGAUCGAGGAAUGUAACAAACAUGGAGGAGUUAUCCACAUCUAUGUAGACAAAAAUUCAGCUCAGGGCAACGUGUACGUCAAAUGUCCCUCGAUCGCCGCCGCCAUCGCAGCGGUCAACGCGUUGCAUGGGAGGUGGUUUGCAGGUAAAAUGAUUACAGCAGCCUAUGUACCUCUUCCAACGUACCAUAGCCUUUUCCCAGAUUCUAUGACUGCAACCCAACUACUGGUUCCUGUUCGACGAUGAAGAUGGAUUUAGUCAGUUUUGUACAUAGUUAUUUUUUGGAGGAAGAUUGAGUUAUCUUUUAUUUAGAUAAAACAAAUGGAUUUAAUGUCAUUUUGUGUACACUUCCUGCUACGUUUAAAAAUAAAAUGAAGUAAGCAGAAAUGCAGUGUGUUCAUUCUCCCUAACUAGCAUUUCCACUGUAUACAAAGCUGUUGACUUCUUGUUCUGCCUUGUAAUUCUUGUACAUUUACUAAGGUGAUCUGUAGGAACUGAGAAGUAGCUCAUAGAAAACAAGUUCUCUGUAAAAGGCAGAUGGGACAUAACGACAUUUUUAAUGUUUCACAAGCCUUUCUUUUAAUGCAGCAAUUACAUUUUACAUUUCACUAAAUGUAGGUGAUCUGCUAAAGGUGAAUAUCAGAGAUAGACUUGAUGAAGGGACAUAUUUAGUGUUUUGUAUAAAUGGAAAACUCCAAAGGCUACUGAAAGCUGACUGUAGACAGCCACUCAGCUUGCUUUGUGCUGAAUAUUUGGUAAGAGUAGAAGGAUCGAAGGGUUUUAUUUCUCGAUGGUAACUUUUGAUUAACGUAUCUGUAAAAGUUUCUUUGUAAAUACUGUGUGAGGUGUGUCUAAGUUUCCAAACAAAACGAUCUCUGCAUUUCCAGAUGAGUUUCUAUGUAUGCAGUGUGGCGCAGUUGAAGGAUUUCAGCCGAGUCUGAAAAUGGGUGGGAAAUACAGAAACAUGUUUUGUUCUGGUUGCAUAUAAUCUUUGCUCUUUUUAAGCUCUGUGAGCUCUGAAAUAUAUUUUUGGGUUACUUCAGUGUGUUUGACAAGACAGCUUGAUAUUUCUAUCAAACAAAGACUUUCAUAUUGCAACAAUCUUUGUAAGAACCACUCAAAUAAAACUCUCUUAAAAAGGCCUUCAUGAA
Tauraco erythrolophus (red-crested turaco) is the source of this 2474-nucleotide messenger RNA. The record is from RefSeq and is a predicted model, not a curated record. Lineage: Eukaryota; Metazoa; Chordata; Aves; Musophagiformes; Musophagidae.